AUGCUUUGGCUUACUGUUUCACAGAAUCCAUCUUUCAAUACUCUCCGAGAUGAUCUUGUGAAACAAAUAACUGUUCAAGUAAAUGAAAGAUUGGACAGUAGAGAGGAAGAUCAUGUGAAAACUUGGUUGAAUGAAUGCAUGAGAAAGCACAAAUUUGCCCUAUUUUUAGAUGAUAUUUGGGAAACAAGUGCAGCCUCGCUGUUAGAGGAGCUGUGUGUGCCUCAUUCUCCACACCACAAGUCUAACAUCAUCAUUGCCACAUCCAGAACUACUAGUGUGCUCUCACAGUUGGGUGUCCGGCCUUCAUCACUCAUCGAAAUGCAAGAUUUGACUGAGAAUGACGGUUGGAGAUUGUUUUCUUUCUAUGCUUUUCCAGACAGUGGUGGAAUUUUGCCGAUGAGCAUUGACCAAGAAAUAGCGAUUAGUGUCUGCAAGGAGUGUGGGGGCCUUCCGUUAGCCCUCAAAGUAAUUGGGAAGGCAAUGGUAAGCGUCACUCUGUCAAAUGAAUGGGAAUUGGCAGUCAAGAAGUUGCAGAAUGAUGUUACACGCUCUCUUUAUGGCAGGUUAAGGCUAAGCUACGAUGCUUUGGCCGACGUGGCUGGCUAUGGCAUUUCCUUGCAGUUGUGCUUCCUCUGCCUUGCUGCUUUCUCAAAAGGUCAUGUAAUCUAUUCUAAUGAUGCCAUUGACUUCUGGAUUGGAGAAGGGUUGGUGGCCGGGAGAGAUCCUCUUCAAAUCGGAGACACAUACGUCAUUCUGUUAGCGGAUCGAUGCCUUAUCGAACCAAUCCAGAAGGAUUAUGACGGAAAUGUAAUCUGCUUCAGGGUACAUGAUGUUCUGCAUGACUUAGCACAACAAAUUGCUGAGAAGGAAGAAAAAUGCUUCUUCCAGGCAAGCAAAGGCUUACAGGAGUUUCCUAUGGUCGAUUGUGCAGGACAUAUCAGAAUUUCUUUAGAAGACAACAGUUUGACUAGGGUUCCUAAAGAAUUCCGAGCUCCUUAUAUCCGCUUCCUGCUACUCUCUUCCAAUCCUUCUUUGAUGGAAAUUCCAACAGAAGUGAUUGGGAGUAUGACUGCUCUUAGGGUCCUGGAUUUGUCACGGACUGCCCUCCAGUCGUUGCCACAAAACAUGGGAUGUUUGAAGCGUUUAGUUUACCUUGGGUUAUCCUUUGUGGCACUCAAGAGAUUGCCCAACUCUGUCACUACUCUUAAAAACCUACAAAUAUUAGAUCUUUAUCGAUCUGAUAUUACACAACUCCCGUCCGGCUUUUCUAAGUUGACUUCUCUAAAACUGUUGGACGUUAGUUUCUGCAAACAUCUGCAGUGCAUGCCUUAUGGGAUCUCACGCCUUACGUCCCUGGAGUACCUGGAUGCAUUUUCUUCUUCAAAUAUACAGUGGAACAAGUGCAGAAGGGAUCGGCUUCCAAUUAGUGAUUUGUGCACCCUAAACAAACUCAAAAGGUCGGGGCUUCAUAAUAAUGGUGAGAUAAUUCAGGAAGGAAUGUUGGGAACCAUGAAGCAGAUAGAAAAUCCAUUUUGUGAAUUUCAAAAUCUGGGUUAUCUUAGUUUGUUCGAUUGUGGGAUGUUGAAACAACUACCUAACUUGCACAAUCUUCCAAGUCUAAAGCACCUGCAUAUCGUUAAGUGCCCCAACAUUGAGAAGUUUCCAGAGGAAUUUGGCAAGCAGGGGGGAUUUCCUAAGUUGGAGGUAUUUUCAGUGGUGAAGCUGAGGAAGCUAGAGCAGCUGCCAAUAGUGGAAGAAGGAGCACUGCCUUCACUUAAAACAUUGACAAUAAUGAAGUGUGAGGCAUUGCAGAGGCUACCACAGUGUUAUUGGAAUUUGAAGAGUGUAGAGAAGAUAAGAGUGUAUGGUUGUUCAAAGGUUCUAUUUGUGAUGGUAGAGGAAGAAAACUUUAUCAAGACAAAGAUUAAGCCUUUUGCUGGCAUUAAUCGAUUUUAUUUGUUUUGA
This is a messenger RNA of Cryptomeria japonica (Japanese cedar), 1965 nucleotides long. RefSeq names its product putative disease resistance protein At1g63350. NCBI's taxonomy places the organism in Eukaryota, Viridiplantae, Streptophyta, Pinopsida, Cupressales, Cupressaceae. The record is from RefSeq and is a predicted model, not a curated record. The transcript has 3 exons. Gene Ontology annotation, molecular function: ADP binding. Gene Ontology annotation, biological process: defense response to fungus. Bases 1 to 1965 code for a protein of 654 amino acids.